Messenger RNA from Leptosia nina, 1008 nucleotides. The record is from the annotation of a GenBank genome assembly. Lineage: Eukaryota; Metazoa; Arthropoda; Insecta; Lepidoptera; Pieridae.
AUGUGUUUUGGCUCAACACGAAGAUGGGUAGUUAUACUAGUGAUAAUCUUCUGCAGAAGAGUAAAUGUUCAAUUCGCAUACCCUGUCUUUAUGCCUCCACCUCCACCGCCUCCGCCCAUGCUCGCAAUGCCACCGCCCAUGCCCAUUCCGAUUAUAGCCAUCGAGAUUCCUGAGUUUACUACCACGACUACAACGACUACAGAAAAAAGUGUUGCCAUCGCUAUACCUGUGCCCAUACCGAUGCCCGUACAAGUAGCAGUACCCGCUUUUGCCCCAGCAUUCUGUGUAGCGAGUCCGAGAGCAAAGAGUUGCCCGCCGUGCCCACCUUGUCUUUGUAUGCCCCAAUGCACACCGGCCUUCUUUUCCUAUUGUUCUCCCUGUCAUCUCAAAUGCCGGUGUCUAAAUCCAGGAGAUUCUCCUAUACCAUUACCUCCAGUUCCACCUCUGCCUGUCCCCGGUCCGGCUUACCCCAUCCCGGUGCCGAUGCCUGCUGGACCGCCAGUAGUAGUCGUGCCCGUGCCACCUCACAUUCAGUACAGGCAGCGGCGGCGAAAAGCAAGGCCUAGCUCUACAAGCGAGGAAUCUAGUGAUUCGAGUGACUGUGAUCAAAGUAGACGAUUUAAGCGUCGAAGAUUAAGCGUAUUAAGGACGCGAGGCAGUUUUGACAGUGAUGAUGAACUCGUCAAGCCGUUGCUAACCUAUGUGUCUAACAAUGGUGAUGUUAAAUAUGAGAGAAGAAUAAGUAACGAUGAAGCUGAGCGCCUUCUCGGUGAAAGUGACGCGAGAAGGUAUAAGAAUGUCAAAGUUAUGACUAGAGACGGUGAACAGAAUAACCAGCAAGUAGUUGUCGUGUCCAAUGACGAUAAUAGUCAUGGCCGCUAUAAACAAGUCGUGUUACGAGGCGGGGUUUCUAGCCACCUCCUCAGCAGUGGCAGAAAAGAGUUGGUGUUUAAGCCCCCGGACAAUAAAAGGAUCAGUAACUUAUCUGUUUCCUUUCAAAUAGCUUAA